This is a messenger RNA of Drosophila miranda, 979 nucleotides long. RefSeq lists its product as uncharacterized. The record is from RefSeq and is a predicted model, not a curated record. The transcript is spliced from 2 exons. Bases 123 to 806 code for a protein of 227 amino acids. NCBI's taxonomy places the organism in Eukaryota, Metazoa, Arthropoda, Insecta, Diptera, Drosophilidae.
CGCAACGGCUGACGCAUUCCUAAAGGCGUUCAGAGAAAAAAUACUGGCGAGGGGAGGUGCACCAAAGCGAGUGAUCUCAGACAACGGCGUACAAUUUACAAGCAGAAAGACGAAACAGACAGAUGGAAAAUAAAGAAGAUAAAUUCAACAUUUCGGCCCGGAAAUUCAAAGAAAGGAUGGCACAGGCCAGCCACAAAAACCGAGCCGCAAAACUACUAUCGGCCGCCCCCCCACUCAGCUCACGGAUGAAAGUAUCAGGAACAAAGGUGUCAGCACCAAGGAAAACAGCAACAAACAAAACGAUGGAAACCACGGCAGGACAGCGCGAGACUCGAGGAGAACAAGUAGCAACGCACAAUGAAGUAAUCCCAACAAAAAAGAGGAUCAGCUGGGCAAACCAGGCCAACCUACAGGAACAAACGGCACGAAGAAUCAGCGAACAACAAGGCCCGGAACUUUCCUGGGCAAAACAAGUGGAAGACGAAGAGUCCGACCGGGACGUGCUAGACCUAAACCCCGAGCGGCCAACACCAGAACCGGAAACCCAGAAACCCAUCCAGAGAGGCACCAUCCCGGGCGAAUGGGAGGUCCCGGAAAAAUUCGAACUAGCGACCACGGCGAUCGAACUAGUCAAAGCAAAACUCCACGACCGCCCAAAACACACUCAACGACGGUUCAAACUACGGAACGAGAAACAGGAGGCGUGUUGGGUGAAGAUCGGCCGAGCUGGAGAUGUCCGCAUCAGCGCAUGGUUCCAAACAAAGUCAAUUGGCGACGCUCCACUGGGAAAGGAGGGGGGAGUGUGACGCCCAGCGCCAGGAAGACCAAGCGCCGGCGCCACAAACACCACAACAAUAUCACUAGAAACACCAAGACAAGCCAUGAAGACUAUAAAAUAAGUAUUAGUAGGAUAAGUAGAACAUAAGCUACAAAUACAUGAAGACCUGCCACAUAAGAAAUAAAUAUAAAUAAACAAACA